UUUACUUACGUCGAUGAAUGGACUCGGACCUUUAAAAAUGUAACACGUUUCCUGUUCGUGAUAUGAAAUGUGUCCGGCUAGAAAAGUUAUAAAACCUUCUUGAAGUAAACUCUUGAUAUCAUUACAAACGACAAAGUAUGGCAUCGGCUCCUUCUCCAUCCCCUCAUGACCGGAGCAGGAGUGAGGAGGAGGAUGAUCCAGUGGAUGGGAUGAUCUCCAGGACAGGCUGUGCUGAACUGCACUACGCUCUGCAGGACUGUAUGGCUGAGCAUCAGGACUGGAGGAAGUGUCAGACUGAGGUUCAGAAGUUUAAGGAGUGCAUGACCACCUACCAGAACACUCGCAAAGAGCAGCUCCUGAAGCAAAGGACGUCAGCUACACAAUCUGCCUGAUGUACAGACCUCUGAGACUGUUGCACAAUAAAACAUCCAUCUCAUUUUAUAACAAAAUGCAUAGUAUCAAGAACUUCAGGAAUGCAUUGAAAGAAAUAUUUCAUGAAAGGUGUACUUGUGCAGUACAUUUUAAUGUAUGUUCAAUGUUCAUAUUUAUUACACAAUGAUAAGAAAGAAGCCAAACAAAGGCUUUUUCACUCGACUCAGACUUUUGUACAUGUCUUCAUAUGCUGGUUUAAAUAAUAAACUCAGAAUUUCAUAAUA
This is a messenger RNA of Megalobrama amblycephala (Wuchang bream), 656 nucleotides long. It is a transcript of the gene coa4, whose product is annotated as cytochrome c oxidase assembly factor 4 homolog, mitochondrial. Bases 138 to 392 code for a protein of 84 amino acids. Gene Ontology annotation, biological process: mitochondrial respiratory chain complex IV assembly. Lineage: Eukaryota; Metazoa; Chordata; Actinopteri; Cypriniformes; Xenocyprididae. The record is from RefSeq and is a predicted model, not a curated record. The transcript has 2 exons. Gene Ontology annotation, cellular component: mitochondrial intermembrane space.